UUUAUAACACUCUGCAUGAGACAUCCUGUAGGAACAGUAGAGAUCACACCAGUAACUUUUCUUCGAGUUUUGCAUCACUUUCAGUCUCUUACUGGACAGCUAAAGAGAACUGGUGUCUCCAAAACUGAAAAUGGAAGAGAUCCAGACCGAGACGAGACAUUUGCUUGAAAAAGACCUCCAGGGAUUAAGAGCAGCUGUUCAGCAGCUUGAGAUGAAGGAGCAUGAUGUUGAGACACCAUAUGGCCGAAUCCAUUGUACUAUGAAGGGAGUCCCCAAAGGAGACAGACCUGUUAUUCUCACCUUCCACGACAUUGGCUUGAACCACAAGACAUGCUAUGACACUCUUUUCCAACACGAGGACAUGCAUGAGAUCAUGCAGCACUUUGCUGUGUGUCAUGUGGAUGCACCAGGACAGCAUGAGGGUGCUAAUACUUUUUCCACCGGAUACGAGUACCCAUCUAUGGACCAGCUCUCCGAGACACUUCCUCUGGUCCUGAAACAUUUUGGUCUUAAGAGUGUGAUCGGAAUGGGGGUUGGAGCUGGUGCCUACAUUCUUGCAAAGUUUGCUCUGGACUACCCUAAAAUGGUGGAAGGUAUUGUUUUGAUCAACAUCAAUCCAUGUGCUGAAGGUUGGAUGGACUGGGCGGCACAAAAGAUCAGUGGUUGGACUCAUGACAUGCCUGACAUGAUCAUCAGCCACCUUUUUGGAAAGGAAGAAAUUCACCACAACCAUGACCUGAUUGGCACUUACCGCCACCACAUCAUGAAUGACAUGAAUCAGUACAACCUGCAACUCUUUGUCAAGGCAUACAACAGCCGAAGAGACCUGGAAAUCGAGAGGCCUGUUCCUGGAGGAAACAUUAACGUCAGAACCAUCAAGUGCCCCUCUCUUCUCGUCGUUGGAGAUAGCUCUCCUGCAGUGGAUGCUGUGGUGGAGUGCAACACCAAGCUGGACCCAACCAAGACCACACUGCUCAAGAUGGCUGACUGCGGAGGCUUGCCUCAGGUUGACCAGCCUGGAAAACUGACUGAAGCCUUUAAAUACUUUAUACAGGGAAUGGGCUACAUGCCUUCAGCCAGUAUGACUCGCCUGGUCCGCUCUCGCACUGCCUCCGGCUCCAGCGUCACCUCCUCUGAUGGCAACCGCAGCCGUUCUCACACCAACGAGGGCAGCCGCAGUCGCUCACACACUGCCGAAGCCCAUCGUGCACGCUCCCACACUGACUCUGCAGAGGACCAGUCCGUGCCCAAAUCUACCGAGGUGUCAUGCUAAAGCAGCUCCAUCUUUCCCUAAACCGUACCAUGCACUUCCUUUAACACACUUCCUUUCCCUUGUGUGUGUAUAUGUGUGUGCAUGUUGCGCUGUCGUAAAAAUGCCCAGGAGUGCAGGCCACCAGCUUUGGGCACGCUGUCAUCCCAGAAUACAGCUGAAUUAGUCAGUGUAUUACUUGAGAGUUCUCUGGGAAAUGCUGUCUAGAUGUAGUAAAAUGUUUGAAAGGGAAACUCCCCUAAUCUGUUGAUUCACCCCAUUUUGGGGGCUGAUUUUCUUUAUGCAGGAAACAGCAGAUAUGCUGUAAACAAGAGAAUUAGAUGGUCUGGAAAGCAUCCAUGUUUGUACAUAUGUACUCUUCAUGCAUUUAUCAGUAUACUUUCUUUGCAUUCUCAUUUACUUGAUUGUAGUGUUGCUUAUCUCACAAAUGCCUGUAAAUGGGCUUUUUUUUAAGCAGUAAUGUAUUUGCUUAUUAGUUUUAAUACUGGAUUAAUUUUAUGUAUAUUUUGAAACUGAUUGAUGAAAGGAUAUGGUGGUGGAUAUGAAGGUUGGCUUUUUUUUUUCCUUUUUUUAAAAAAUUCUACCUACCUUAAAAAUAAAUAACAUACACAGACUAUUUUCCUUUUCAUUCAUCUAUCCCCCCAACUAUUUUCCUUUUCAUUCAUCUAUUUCCCCCCCCCCAAAAAAAAGACUAUUUUGGGGAAGUAUUUCUAACCUAGUUGGUAUUGUUCAUUAACUUUUUUUUUUCUACUAGCGAUCAAUUAUCAAGUGAUCUGAGACAUUUCAAAAAAUAAACAAAGGAAUUACUGUAAAUAUUCAAAUGAAUGAUUUCAUUGGGGUUUUGGACAGAAUCAUAACUUUUAUGGAGUUAAGCAAAACAACAUGUGCCCUGGAAAUCUAUUCUGUUGUGGUUUAGAAGAAUAGAGGGGGAAAUCCAAUAAUGGGCUUUUAAGGUAACAAACAUUUGGAAAGACGCACAGAAACCCAAUGCAGACUACACUACAGUUUAAUGGACUAGGAGUUGUAUUUAUUAAAAAGAAAGAAAGUAAUCCAAA
Molecule: messenger RNA, 2325 nt
Organism: Neoarius graeffei (lesser salmon catfish)
Lineage: Eukaryota; Metazoa; Chordata; Actinopteri; Siluriformes; Ariidae
Gene: ndrg1a
Product: N-myc downstream regulated 1a
Exons: 16
Coding region: 131-1273 (380 amino acids)
Biological process (GO): signal transduction
Cellular component (GO): cytoplasm
Source: RefSeq, a predicted model, not a curated record